Messenger RNA from Etheostoma cragini (Arkansas darter), 2506 nucleotides. Its product is annotated as amphoterin-induced protein 3-like. Gene Ontology annotation, cellular component: plasma membrane. Gene Ontology annotation, molecular function: protein binding. NCBI's taxonomy places the organism in Eukaryota, Metazoa, Chordata, Actinopteri, Perciformes, Percidae. The transcript is spliced from 2 exons. Bases 507 to 1889 code for a protein of 460 amino acids. The record is from RefSeq and is a predicted model, not a curated record.
UGAGCUCUGUGCUGUUUGUUCAGCGGCACUCUCAUUUGGGACGAGGACAAAGCGGGUAGGGGCACCUUAAACAUUGUUACUCAGGCGUCUCGGGAUGAGGAUCUGAGAAGAAGAUAAGGCUUAGACUGCAACGUUUUGCGUAUUAAUUGAUGGGAUACAACAUUGAAGAGGAAAAAUGAUCAGGAAAGUUGGAGACUCAUGUUGUCGCUAAGCAGUUCACUUUGGAGUCGUGGUCUGAAGUAGAGUUUUCCCAUUUUUUUUGGAGGGGAGAAUAGGAUUAAGUAAGUGAGCCAAAUUGCUAACUCGUCUGCAAGUGGUAUGAACUUUUCCCCUCUGCCUGCAAAUUUAUACAGACUUACAAGUCAGUAGCAGGAAAUGUGUUAGAACUCAUCUCUAAAAAUGUUCAACUUUAAGAAGGCAAGACAGAUGAUAACUGAGAAGAAACGUCUUUUUAAGGUGGAGAGCCAGACGGAUUAGAUAGCUCGAAGGAUUCGACUUCCAGAAACAUGACCUCCAGACUGUGUCCAGGCCCUCUCCUGGUGCUGCUCUGUCUCAUCCACGGCGCUGAGGAGUCCUGUCCUUCUAUCUGCCUCUGUGUAUCUGACACAGUGAGCUGUAGCUCCAGUGGUCUGACCAAGUUACCCUUGUCCUUGCCCUCCUUCUCCGUCACCCUUGACAUCAGCCACAACCAUCUGUCCUGGCUGGGUGCAGGCAGUUUCAAAAGGAUGCCUAGAUUGGAAAACCUCCGGAUGACCCACAACCAGCUGGGCUCCCUGGGCCAUGGGGUGUUUCGCAACGCUUCCGGCCUCAGGCACCUUGACCUGUCCUCCAACAAGCUGCAUGUGGUGGAGCAACACUACUUCCAGGGGCUGUGGAGGCUGGAGGAGCUCCUUCUCUUCAAUAAUAAGAUCACACAGGUGGAGGCAGCCACAUUGAGCGGCCUGAGCAGCUUGAAAAAGGCCUACUUCAGCCUCAACCAGAUCACACACUUCCCGUUUUUCUCCAUCCAAGACCAUAGUCACCCUUUUCUGACCAUGCUGGACCUCUCGUCCAACCGUUUGAGCAGUCUGCCAUGGGAGGAUGUGAAAGCUUUGCCCGGGUUGGUGCAGCGGGGGCUGUACCUCCACAACAACUCUCUGAUCUGUGACUGCUCCAUGUACAGUGUUUUCUGGCAUUGGGAUCUGAGGGGUUACGACGCAUUGAAGGACUUUACUGAAGAGCACACUUGCACCACCUAUGGGAACCCACGAGCGUCCAUCCGGUUUCUGCAACAAUCCCGCUUCUUCCAUAACUGCACUGUGGAAAGCGCUGUCUCACUGCCUGUGACCGUGCUCCUCUCCAACGUGUUGGUUUCAGAGGGAGAAGGAGUGCGUCUGGACUGCCAAACGUCCCUGAGUAGCACAGACCUAUCAUUUACAUGGCUCUCCCCGAGCAAGGGGUUCAUCACCCAGACUAGCAUUAAUGACACGCUAAUUAGCCUGUUUCCUAAUGGUACCUUGGAGAUCCAAGCUACCAAGGUCAAUGACUCAGGUUUGUACGUGUGCACAGCUGUGGAUAUUAAAAAGGCACUGAAUGCGACCCGGGAGGUGAAUGUGACGGUGUUGCUGCCUGCAGCAGAGUCAUUCAACACUGGCUACACAACGUUGCUGGGCUGUUUGGUGUCCAUGUUCUGCAUCCUCAUAUACCUCUUCAUGACUCCGUGUCGCUGCAGCUGCUGUAAGCAGCCCAAACCUCCAGCUAUCCCCAUUGCAACUUACGACCCCAGCACCCUGACUUCUGUUUUCUCCCCUUCCAUUAGACCCCAGCACAAACUCCAAACUGAUAAGCAUGUAGCAUUCAUGGAGCCAAUAGUAAAUGAAGAAGGAUUUGAAUGGAUACCUGAAGGUUGACACUGAAGAUGGUUCUCUCUUUUUCUUAUUUUGAAGCAGAAACAAAAGACCUUUGGACCAUGCAAAGGUCCUUACUCAAGAAUUAGCGGUGCGAUGCAAUGAAAGAGAAGGGUGUUAAUGCUGUAUAGGAAGAGAACAAAAUCAUGUCUCUUUCCUGACUGCCAGAUGCACUAAAAACGGCCUCCUAAACAAAAAAUCAAUAUCUCCUGUUUCAGUCUGUUCUUCCCUGUCACCUGGCCCAGUGGUCGAAAUGAAAGUUUCAACUUUGGUUUAUUACCCUCAGUGUACUGACAUUGCUAAAUCACAGUAGAGCUAUUAUCAGCCCUAAAAAUCAGCUAAUAAGUUCUCUGUGUACUGAGGUACGACACUAGGGGCAAUAUUUCUCAUGGGAUCAGAGAGUGGAUCAGGCUCACUUUUCACAGAAAGUGUUUAACAAGAAUUAAAAGCCCCGGAAAAACGCUGCAAGGUCAUGACUGUGAUGGACUGCCGGAAGUAGGUUCAGCCCAUGCAUAUUGGUUGAGUUGAGGUGCUAAACAUUGCCUAUAGUAUGAACACUCUAUCUAACUCCUGAAAACUUUGGUUCCCCUUUGUACCUGAUAAAGGAGUUGUUCCCUUUA